Messenger RNA from Lottia gigantea (owl limpet), 1404 nucleotides. RefSeq lists its product as hypothetical. Lineage: Eukaryota; Metazoa; Mollusca; Gastropoda; Lottiidae. Gene Ontology annotation, biological process: transmembrane transport. Gene Ontology annotation, molecular function: transmembrane transporter activity. The record is from RefSeq and is a predicted model, not a curated record. Gene Ontology annotation, cellular component: membrane. The coding region runs from base 1 to 1404 and encodes 467 amino acids. The transcript has a single exon.
AUGGUUUGGGGAAUUUUAUCCAAGCAAGGUUUAAUCACAGGAGUUGUAUUUUUCUUAUAUAAAGCCGGAGAGUCUAUGCUGGACGCAACAAUUAGACCGUACAUCAUCCAUGCUAUUUGCAGAGACAAUUUUCCAGAAAAUACAUCCAUCUGUGUAGAUACAUCUUCACAAUCUAAACUUCAACAAGAAAACAUACAAGAAAGAGCUUCAACCUAUUUGAUUUACUAUCGAAUACUUGUGAACGUUCCUGCUAUAGUUCUUGGUCUGGUUUGGGGAGCAUGGAGUGAUAAGCACAGCCGGAAGUUACCAAUGAUGGUACCCAGCCUUGGUAGUGUGUUUGCUGUUCUCUUAUAUGUGGCAAGUUUAAGACAAAACGAAUGGACGAUUGCACUUAUUCUGUGUGGUUCAGCUGUUCAAGGCAUCUUUGGAAAAAGUUCAGUGAUAACUAUGGCAGUGAAUAGUCAUCUCUCAGAUAUAACGGAACGGAAACACCGAACUGGAGCAUUGAGUCGUCUUUUAGCUAUGAACUAUUUUGGAUUGUUUGCGGGUUCCCUUUUAUCAGGCACAAUCCAAGAGUACACUGAUAUCAAAACCACAUUAACCGUUGUGUGUUUCUUGCAUGCAUUUUCUGUUCUGAUAACUGUUUGUUGCAUUCAGGAAUCGGAACAAGAAGAACCAGACUCUGGUAAAUCAGGCUUGUGUACACCGACUGGGUUUAGAGACUCAAUUACCGUUCACCUGAAAUCUAGCAAACUGAACACUACGAAAAUUUUCAUAAUCUUGGUGAUCAUGACAACUUUGAAUCAAACAUGUAAAGUUGGAGAUCAGGAUGUCACGGUAUUAUUUGUUAGAAAGUACCCACUGUCAUGGCCGACACCGUGGUACGGAUACUUAUUAUCUGUCGAGUACACCAUGAUGGGAGUCACAUUGAUGGUGUUGACACCACUAUUAACUUCUUAUUUCAAUCUAGCAGAUAGUACCAUCAUCAUUCUGGGGACCUGCUGUAAAUUGAUAAGAACGUUAUGGGCAGGAUUUUGUUAUGAAACAUGGAUGGUGUUUACUUCAGUGGUGAUAGGAGCGAUUGGUGGUAUGUUGGUGUCUGCAGUGCGAUCUCUCAUGAGUAAACAUGUCGAUGAUUCAGAUGUUGGUAAAGCAUUUGCAGUCCUUGCUUGUGCGGAGACCGCUUCUAAAGUUUUAGGAUCUGUUAUUUUUAAUUAUACUUAUGGAGCUACAGUGUCUAUCUAUCCAGGAUUUGCGUAUCUGAUGGAAAUGGUUCUCUAUCUAAUUGUGCUGAUUUUAGCAAUCUGGCUUCAUAAAGACGUCAUGGUAUCUAGUGCUUACAAUCUAUUGAAAGGUAACGUCGAUGAAAGACCAACUGAGGCGGAAACAAUACUUUUUGAUUGA